This is a messenger RNA of Periconia digitata, 252 nucleotides long. Lineage: Eukaryota; Fungi; Ascomycota; Dothideomycetes; Pleosporales; Periconiaceae. The record is from the annotation of a GenBank genome assembly.
UUUGUAGCAAAGCUACUAGACUGCUGGUCUUACCACAUGUCGUUUGUCGUGCAUUGCAUGCCACAGCCCUCCCAUUGGGUCUAUAAUCAAUUCUACUUCUUCAAUUCAAUUGCCUCUUGUAUCGGCCUCCGUCAUCGAACCACCCGUCCGUCCUCACACCGUUCGCAGACACGCACGCACGUAGGGGCACAACGCAGACCACCUGAUAAGUGGAGAACGAUUGAUGAUGGAAGAAAGAAAACAGGCAGUUGA